AAGACAAUGAAGGUUGAAGAGUGGGUCGAACUAUCGAACAAGUGCAAAUACCUCCCAGAAAAAAGUCUCAGACAACUAUGCGGUCAAGUAUCAGAUAUCCUAGUGGAGGAAUCAAACGUUCAGCCAGUAUCAACUCCUGUCACAGUCUGUGGGGAUAUACACGGACAAUACUAUGAUCUGAUCGAACUAUUCAAAGUGUCUAACGAUCCCCCAGACACAGGGUUCAUCUUUAUGGGGGAUUUUGUGGACAGAGGGUACUAUUCUAUAGAGACCUUAACCAAACUGUUGGUACUGAAAGUGUUGUAUCCUACCAGAAUAACAUUACUGAGAGGUAACCAUGAAUCACGGAGUAUAUCACAAGUCUACGGGUUUUACGACGAAUGUCAGGUUAAGUACGGGAACUCCCACAUGUGGAGAAUGUGUUGUGAUCUGUUUGAUCUGCUGCCAGUAGCAGCGCUAAUAGACGAGGUGUUGUGUGUUCACGGGGGGUUGUCUCCACUGGUCGCUACAAUUGAUGACAUGAGGGUUAUUGUCAGAGACAGGGAGAUCCCUCAGGAGGGUCCACUAAGUGACCUGGUUUGGAGUGACCCUACAGAUACAGUUCAAACCUGGGCACCAAGUCCCUGAGGAGCGGGCUGGUUAUUUGGGGAAUCUAUUGUUAAACACUUCAACUAUGUAAACAAUUUGUCCCUGAUGUGUAGGUCUCACCAGUUGGUUAUGGAGGGGUAUAAUUUCAUGUUCGAUAAAAUGCUGGCUACAGUUUGGUCGGCUCCUAAUUAUUACUACAGGUGUGGGAACAUUGCGUCUGUUUUUAGUUUUGAUACGGCAAGCGACUACACUCCUAUCAUUUUUUGGGCUGUUCCAAAUGAAAAGAGGGAAAUUCCUAACAGACAGCAAAUUUUACCGUACUUUGUCUGAGAAUUAGUGGCUUCUGAACAUAUUGGGUACUCAACAAAAUGUAUGAUAUUUUUCUACCA
Bolinopsis microptera is the source of this 977-nucleotide messenger RNA. RefSeq names its product serine/threonine-protein phosphatase 6 catalytic subunit-like. Gene Ontology annotation, molecular function: protein serine/threonine phosphatase activity. Gene Ontology annotation, biological process: G1/S transition of mitotic cell cycle. NCBI's taxonomy places the organism in Eukaryota, Metazoa, Ctenophora, Tentaculata, Lobata, Bolinopsidae. The record is from RefSeq and is a predicted model, not a curated record. Gene Ontology annotation, cellular component: cytoplasm. The transcript has a single exon.